Fusarium oxysporum Fo47 is the source of this 1116-nucleotide messenger RNA. Its product is annotated as NADH dehydrogenase 1 alpha subcomplex assembly factor 3. The record is from RefSeq and is a predicted model, not a curated record. NCBI's taxonomy places the organism in Eukaryota, Fungi, Ascomycota, Sordariomycetes, Hypocreales, Nectriaceae. Gene Ontology annotation, cellular component: mitochondrial inner membrane. Gene Ontology annotation, biological process: mitochondrial respiratory chain complex I assembly. The coding region runs from base 92 to 775 and encodes 227 amino acids. The transcript has 2 exons.
UCCAAUUCCUACAUCGAAACGAGAAAUCCUUCCCUCCGCCACAACUGUAUACCUCGAAAGCCCGCGAUAUUGUCAUAAUUAGCAUUCAGUCAUGGCAUCACGAAGUCUCAUCCGGCCAUGCAGCGCACAACGAGCAGUGUGCCAAGCUCUCAUCCAGACGCCGCGACCUAGAUCCACGACUACAGUUUUCAGAGCCGCCACCUCGACAGUCUCACCUCGUUCUCAAGCCACUACAUCAAGUCGUCGACUCUUCCACGCCCUUCCGAGCCGGAGAAAGGACCAACAGCCACCAGCACAACCUCCCCCGACCGACUUUGCCGAGCUCGACGUGCUUGGCAACACUCCAGCGCCUUCAACUUCGGUCGACGUGUGCAUGUAUGAUGGAUUUGGACUGAACAGCGGCAUCACUGUGACGGGCGGUAAUGGCGUUUUGUUGAUUGAUGGCGAGGUAUUCAACUGGCGCCCAUGGGAGGCUAAGGGCUCAAUGAAUCUUGUCAACAAGAAGGGCCAGUUUGAGCUACCACCAAAGGCAUUUGCGCUAUUUGAUCUUCUAUGGCCUCGACCUGAUCUUCUCAUCAUUGGAGUCGGCCCAUCUAUUAUGCCAUUGGCACCCGAAACGAGACGACUUAUAUCGGAACUUGGUAUGCGAAUCGAAAUCCUAGACACGAGAAAUGCAGCAGCGCAGUUCAACUUGUUGGCCACAGAACGAGGUGUUUCGAACGUAGCAGCUGCUCUGAUACCCAUUGGAUGGAAGGACGGUGUUGGAGCGGAAUGAAAGCAGUUGAAUCGAGAGGCGCAUUUCGAAAGUGUAUUUAUAUUGUAAGAGUAUGAACGCGAGGGCAAGAUGCUGUAUAUUCGCUAUCAUAAACAGGGAAAUGGCGAGUCCUCAAACUGACUAUUUUGCCCAUGCAAAGCAAUCGGAAUGAGAUUCGGAAAGCUCUCUGUUUUCGAAUUCUAUAUUCAUUCUCUAUGUGCCGUGGUAUAUCUUUCUAACAGUGGAGGGCAGGGACUUACAUUGCCAAAGUUUGCGAUAUAGCUGAGAUUUAUGGAUACGGCCAGAGCACUUGCAUUCACUACACAUGACUGUUUACCUAUGUAUAGACGCAGCUACUGAAC